Messenger RNA from Olea europaea var. sylvestris, 807 nucleotides. RefSeq names its product formin-like protein 18. The annotation marks the transcript as partial. Lineage: Eukaryota; Viridiplantae; Streptophyta; Magnoliopsida; Lamiales; Oleaceae. The record is from RefSeq and is a predicted model, not a curated record. Gene Ontology annotation, molecular function: RNA polymerase II complex binding. Gene Ontology annotation, cellular component: RNA polymerase II, holoenzyme. Gene Ontology annotation, biological process: mRNA 3'-end processing. The transcript has a single exon.
GUUGCUCAUGGUCUUAUUGAGCAAGCAGCGCAGAUGAGGCAGCAGCUGGCCCCUGGUUUUUCGGUUCCUACGUCUACAAACCAACUUAUUGAAGCCAACACCCCGAGGAUGGUUGAACCCAAAUUGACAAUCAAUCUGCCAGCGCCUCCACCUACACAACCUUUGACACCAUUUUCAAUCUCUAAUCCAAGUGAAGAGGAGAGCAAGAAGGCAACAGUAGCUGCUGUUGCUGCAAAACUUGCUGCUUCAACGUCCUCUGCACAGAUGUUGACCUCAGUUCUCUCGUCCCUUGUAGCUGAAGAGGCUGCUUCAAUGAGCAGUAGCUUGAAAUCUGCUGGGUGGUUUUCGAGUUUGCCUACUUUACCUCCCGAGAAAAGGCAGAAGCUAGAGAAGUCUGUUCCCUUCUCUGACGUGGACAAUUACGAGUCUGGUAAUUCCAUGUAUUUUUCUACUACACAGCAAGUAAACGCUACUAUUCCAUUCCUGCCACCUCCUCCACCUCUGCCACCACUUGCACCUCCGUCUAAUUCUCCUGCAAGUCAAUUGGUCCAAUCGGCAAUGGUGGUGCCACCCUAUGGGUAUGGGGCUGGAAACUUGCUGCCUCCAUCUUUGUCUACAAACAAUUCCAUGGGCUUAGCCGGGCCUGGCCCCCCUCAGCAAGCACAGCCACAGCAGUUGCAGAACCAGCAACAGCCGCAGCAGCAGCAGCAGCCACUGCCUCCAAAUGCUGGGUACUAUAGGCCUCCAGGUAUUGGAUUCUAUGGGCACAGUCAUCAGACAUCAACACCGCCCGUACCAAGACAGUGA